Chroicocephalus ridibundus (black-headed gull) is the source of this 6521-nucleotide messenger RNA. RefSeq names its product 5-hydroxytryptamine receptor 2A (gene HTR2A). The coding region runs from base 697 to 2112 and encodes 471 amino acids. The transcript is spliced from 4 exons. Gene Ontology annotation, cellular component: dendrite; plasma membrane. NCBI's taxonomy places the organism in Eukaryota, Metazoa, Chordata, Aves, Charadriiformes, Laridae. The record is from RefSeq and is a predicted model, not a curated record. Gene Ontology annotation, biological process: chemical synaptic transmission; release of sequestered calcium ion into cytosol; G protein-coupled receptor signaling pathway, coupled to cyclic nucleotide second messenger. Gene Ontology annotation, molecular function: G protein-coupled serotonin receptor activity; neurotransmitter receptor activity.
ACAAACCGAACAAGGCAGUGAGCAAGAAAUUCCGUUCCUGUUGAAACCAGUAAUUCCUCCGUGCAGGCUGCUUUUCUCUGUGUGUGUGCGUGCGCACGUGUGUGUGUGCGUGUGCGCUCUUUCUUUUGUGUCACUUCGAGGACGGCUCUGAUAUUAUUAUUAUUUUAAAUAUAGCUUGCCCUGGGGCGGGGAAAUGCACGAGGAAAGAGCCGGCGAGCAGCCUAUCUCUCAGAAGGAAAGAGCAAGCCUCGCAGCACAGGAACUGGCUUCACUCAAGUGUGCAGUUUAGAAGUCAACAAAAACUGUUUCAAAUACCACCAUUUUGGAGGAGGCCGAAGAAAAAGGACACAAAACUGGCUAAACACAGUGAAGAACAUGGUAAAUCACGGUACAAAGUGCACCUAAUGGAAGUUUGAGAGUGGGCUCUGAAGUACAAUCUUGGUUUUGCUUUUCAGCUGGAUUUUCAAAUGUAUGCCAACGCUGGACUUCCUAUGGAACUGAAAACAAAACAUUUCAGCUUUCGGAGUAAUUCUGGCAUGUUUUUCUACAUCACACUAGUGGGAAAAAUACAGUCGACAAAAGAUUGUGCUCCCCCAACUUCUGGCAUGGACAGCUGAGGAAUAUAAAGCCUGAUGGUGACGAAGGGUGGUAAUUUCUUAUUUUUCACUAUUUAUCUCACCGUUUUUGGACUCAGCAAUGGAUAUUCUUUGUGAUGAGGAGAGCUCUGCGAACCCAACUGCAAACUCCUUAAUACAAAUAAAUCACGAGAGAAGACUCUACAGAAAUGUUUAUGGAGCUGGAGAGAUUAAUAUAUCACAUCUCUUUAACCUGACCAUGGACUCUGAAAACCUAACCAACCUUUCGUGUGAAAGUAACAUGAGUCCACCGUGCUACUCUUCCCUGUUUCAGCUUUCACAGAAAAACUGGCCAGCUUUGCUGACAGUGAUAGUGAUUGUUUUAACCAUUGCUGGAAAUAUUCUUGUCAUCAUGGCUGUGUCACUGGAGAAAAAACUACAGAAUGCCACUAACUAUUUUCUAAUGUCACUUGCAAUAGCUGAUAUGCUGCUGGGUUUCCUUGUCAUGCCUGUCUCAAUGUUAACCAUACUGUACGGUUACACGUGGCCUCUACCUACGAAGCUCUGUGCUAUUUGGAUCUACCUGGACGUGCUUUUCUCCACUGCCUCCAUCAUGCACCUCUGUGCCAUCUCACUGGAUCGCUACAUUGCCAUCCGAAACCCCAUCCAUCACAGCCGGUUUAACUCAAGAACUAAGGCUUUUGCAAAAAUAAUUGCUGUUUGGACCAUAUCAGUUGGUAUCUCCAUGCCUAUACCUGUCUUUGGACUACAAGAUGACUCCAAAGUGUUUAAGAAAGACAGCUGCUUACUUGUGGAUGACAAUUUUGUCCUAGUAGGCUCUUUUGUGGCAUUCUUCAUCCCUCUAACCAUCAUGGUGGUCACCUACUUUUUAACUAUCAAGUCACUGCAGAAGGAAGCUAUGCUAUGCGUGAAUGACAUUGGCCCAAAAACCAAAUUUGCUUCAUUUAGCUUCCUCCCUCAGAGUUCCCUGUCCUCAGAGAAACUCUUUCAGCGCUCUUUGAACAGAGAGGUGGGGACUUCUGGGAGGAGAACCAUGCAAUCCAUCAGCAACGAACAGAAGGCUUCCAAGGUUCUUGGCAUUGUCUUCUUUCUGUUUGUUGUGAUGUGGUGCCCGUUUUUCAUCACCAAUGUGAUGGCUGUAAUUUGCAAGGAGUCAUGCAAUCAAGAAGUCAUUGGAGGACUACUUAACGUAUUCGUUUGGAUUGGCUACCUUUCUUCGGCUGUCAACCCACUCGUAUAUACGUUGUUCAACAAAACCUACCGCUCAGCUUUCUCUCGUUACAUUCAGUGUCGCUACAAGGAGGAGAAGAAACCUUUCCAGCUGAUUUUAGUGAACACUAUCCCAGCACUUGCGUAUAACUCCAGCCAGCUCCAGCUAGCACAAAUGAAGAGUUUAAAAAAAGAGGCAAAAAUGAUGGCUAAGGAUUAUUCGAUGGUCACGAUAGGAAUACAUCAUUUGGAUGGUACCUCUAAGGGAAGUAUCAGCCCAGCGAACGAAAAGGUUAGCGGUGUGUGACAGUUGGCAGCUGCCAUGACAACCACCGUGUGCACACUGAAAAUUUCACCUGGCGGCGAGAAGCUCUGAUAGCUUAGGAAAAUCAGCCCUGUUCAAGAGACCCUCCAAUAACAUCACAUACUCCUCAUAUUAUCCUGUAGAGGAAAAGCAGGGUGGAAAUGAUAUCAAAUGUGCAAUUUUUUUUCAUACAGUACUUUGGCUGUUUUAAGCACAGGCUUUAUUAAACUUAUUUUUUUAAUCUUCUAAAGGAUAUAUUUCUUAAAGAAAAAAAAAUGCAAUUUCUGGUAUUAUAACAUGGGCUGUGAAGAAACCUACGCAUUUCUUUUCUCUUUGCAAAUGAAAGCUAAGCUGUCCUUUGAUGUCCUCGCAGAAUAGGCUCCAGCUAGUUUGUCUUGCAACAAUGGAAUUUUAUCAUUAACUGAAUGAGCACUUUAUGGAAUUUUAAAUAAAAUGAUGCUUAAUUUGCUAAUAUAUAUUUAAAAUAAAUUUUGAAGUAUUAAAGAAAAAUCUAUUUAAACCUGUAUAGAUGAAUUAUAUGGACAUUUUGGUAACAGUGUUUUUAUGGCUAUUUUUUUCUUCUGAGUGACCGUUCUGAAAUGUUACCGGGCUUUUCUGCCAUUUGUUCUAUAGUUCAAAUUAGCAGUCUUCAAAGGUAAAUUAUACUUGAAUGAUCCUUUGUUUCUACCACCGCUCAUAAUCUUUAUUUCAUGUCUUGUACUUUAUUUCCAUUCAAAAAGUUUCAUCUGUUCAGCUUAAAACUUGAAAGUAAUUUUUUCAAAAGUAAUUAUUGGGCUUGAUUCCCUGCUCCUUCCCACUGGUGUUGACAGAAAUGCGAAGAGAGAAGAGAGGAAAAUCAGGCACAACAUUGCUAAAUAAUUUCAGGAACGAUUCCACAUCCAUGCCAAAACUGUGGAAAUUUUGCAUGAGUAAAGCCUGCAGUAAAAGGUUGCAGCGGAUCCUCUCUCACCAUUUCUCUUUGGUUAAAAAGGCCAUUACGAAGAUGUCCUUCUGGUUUCGUUUUAGGGCUGGUAGAGCCAGAAUUAUUAGAAAACUAUUACUUGUUCAUAAUUGUUUUCCCUGGUUUCACCGUUUUGCUGUUAUGAUAGAUUGCUCAGGAACGGUAGGUAGCUUGCACUAUUGGGACUCAGCCUUAAUGAAAUAUGUAUGGGCAAACGGGGCCCACUUGAAAAAUAACAGGACUUAUAAGCGGCACUGUAUUUCACCUGCAUAGCUCCAAGGGCAGAAUACAUUACAUAAAGAACAUCAAAUAUAUUGCUUGACAGAAACGCCUCGUCAUGAAACUAUUUCCUUUCGGGCACCACAGACAAUUUCACUGAAGCCAGUGGGUGUCUGCUGGAGAGCAGAAAUACAAAUGUUGCAUCCACCUGCAAAACCUAAAUCCAAGCAUUUGACUCGUUCCAUGAAUUUUGCAGCCAUAAUUAUCAGAAGCAGGAUGCAUUCCAGUUUCAGAUCCUGUCCGCUCUGAAAUAAACACUGCCUACCCAGAAGCCAAACUCCAAUGCCUUCAUCAGUCCUUCUCUUGAAGUUGUUCGAUUUUCACAGAACAAUUACAUUUCGGCUAAGGCAAAGAAAGAAGGAGAGAGACAGAGGGAACCUGAAUCUGAUUCAAGCCUAUCAGCUGAGGAUUUUUGAAAGGGGAAGACUUUUAGCUUAAAAUACAGAUCUAUGGUAGAAGAAGACUUAAAACUUGGCUGAGUAUUUGGCUGAUUUCCAAGAAACUGCUUUUAUUGUUCUCUUGGCAGCCUGAUAACUAAAUCUGGCAGUUUUAUGAGCUGUUUCCUCCAACAUGGGGUAGGUCAGAGCCACCAUGCACAGGUCACAUAGGAGCUCUGUGUCCACAUGGUGACAUUGACUCACCACAGCCCUCAGUCUCCACGCUUGGCUCAAAGUGUCAUGCUGUCAUCCAUCAGCUUGUGACCAUUAAUGGUUUUCUCCCCAAAACUGGGAAUUUAGGAUCACCUGAUAGAUCAAGCGGUAUAAAUGCUGUACUGACCGAGGUGGUUUAUAUGGUCUCUCUGUCUCUGGGUACACCUGAUCACCACAACCAAACUGAACAGCUUCAGCAGAAGGAAAAAUGAACUCGUUACUCCUGCCUCCUUAUGCACACCCUGCUCCCACACUGCACUGUGUGAGGAGUGCCAUACGGAAGGGAUUUCAGGGGGAACCUGCUAAAUGCAGCUGAGCAUGAGGACCACCAUAAUAGUAGGUGGGAGCAGUGACUUCCCACUGUUUCCUGACGUGUUUGAUAUAGACCCUGAAUCAGGGGGUUUGAGCUAAGGACAACAGCCAACUUGUAUCACACAGGCCAGCCAGGCAAGGGAUGGAGCACUGAUGGAGCACAAGUGGUCCAGGGCAUCCCAUGAAACAGGGUAUUCAGGUACCUCCCUGUCUUCAGAUGUCUCCCCUUCAUGACUGGAGUGGUUUUCAGGAUUCACCCUUGGGAACAGGCACCCCAGGGAAGAAAUAGGCAGUAAUAAAAGCAAAAGUCUUUCAUAAGUAGAGGCCUGAGGCUCAGGAUCUGCCACCAAACCAGAUUGCCUUCAUAUGAUGAAUACUGACACGGGAUCGAAGAUCUCUAACCCUGUGUGUAAGGGGAAAGGGAACACAGGUGCUUCCACAAGUGGAGGGAAUUGACAUGUUUUGUGUAAUUUGUGCCCAUCUUGAUGCAAGCGUCUCUAGCCUUGCAAGAGAAAGAAGCAGACGCGGUGGACAGCUCGGGUCCUAUUGCCCAUGUGUGCCAGGGAGCAGAGCAUACCGUACAACGUAUACAUGUAUGACGUAUUCUCCAAAGCUCAAUUCCUCCCAAAACUCCUGAGUUUCUGGUCUCCUUCACUAGCUCCCACUUGACAAACUGGUACUGAGCAUUUAACGUUCACUGCUUGUGCUCUCUGCCUACUGUCUGCUUUUCGCCCACGUGGCAGAGCAAAUCAGCCCCCCCACCCCGCCUCAUUUCUCUUUCAUUUCACCUUCUGUUCCUCUCUCACAAUGUCAAAUUGCUCAGGUCGCAAAUACUGACGGGGAAUGUUUCACUACAAACAGAGAGGGUUUCAAUUACUUGCUUGAUGUUUCAUUAGAAGAUGACUGAACAAUGAUUUUUUUUUCUCCAGCUUAUUAAAAUAAAACCUAUGUUUUGGACCUAAGAGACUUGACAGCGUCUCUUUAAUUGACAGCUGGAGGUAACGUAGCACUUAUUUUUUGCUUAGAACCAGGGAUAUCUGAUGCCUGACAUUUUAAUUCUGUGAGCACUCAGAUAGGUGGUUUUUUGAGCGAUCAGCAGCUUUUGCCUAAGAAGCCUCUCAAAGCCAAGAAUGCACAGCAGAUAAAGACCAAUAUCUCCAGCUUUUUAUGGACAUCCUUGACAGUUUAGCAGGGCCUGAUUCUGCCACCUUGCACCGAAACGUUAGUAGAUUUUUGUGUGGUUUGCCUUAGUGAGGAUGACAGAGUCAGCGCCUGAAUUUGUUCUACCCACCAUGCCAGAUCUGCAGGAGGUCGUUUGUCAGUAGAUAGCAAUUAAAAGAGUCACUAUACUGCUGUCAGAUGACAAAGUUCAGCCAUUUUAAACCAGAAUUUAUAGCAUUGGGCCUAUGCUUGGGACGAACACUACAGUUCAGUAUGACUAGCUUCCAUCUCGCAAAAAAAUGUGUUUUCAUCUCGCAAAAAAAUGUGAGUGUUCUCAUUAUGCAUCAGGCUGGAAUGGAAACUUUUGUAAUUUUCCAGGCAAAAAAAAAAAAAGAGAAGACAUUCACAGAGACUAGCUCAGAAGUUAGGGCCUUCCCCUGCCUUACAGGAAAAGCAUGCUGAGUCAGUCUGUCAUAUCCGCAUCCAAAACACCCACUUUGUCUGAAAAAAUGUUUCAAUCAACAAUUUUUCAAGCAGACCAAUGUUUUAUUACUGUUAAGACUGCAUCUGAGAAAUGUCCAAAGACAUGAAGCUCACCAUGUAUCUCCUAAGCUGGUGUGCAUACUUUAUACACUUCAGGGUAAAAAAAAUCCUAUGUAUCUAUCCCAUCCAGCCAACCAUGCACUGUACUCCUGUAAUUAUUGCCAAACGCUGAGAUGCAUUCUAUUUUGAAUACCUAUAUGUUUGCUUAUGUAAGUACAUAGAGAAAAGUUUGCUGUAUUUUGUAAAUGUUAAUGUAAAAUGGUGUUCCAACGCUUUAUUGUUUUGUCAGAUCCCACUGCUAGUAAAGCAGAUUAAAAUAUUUAAAUGCCAUCCGUUGUUUUAUAAACCAGAGGUUCGUCUUAAGUACCUGUUUUCGUUUAGUUUAAUUUCUCCCAUACGUACCCACAGUACCACGUCUGCUGAAGGCUAAAGUAAUUUUAAAUAUCUUGCUGGCCAAAGAGAAAGAGCGUAUUGCAGAAUUCAACUAUCACAGUAAACUGGUCCAA